Messenger RNA from Ostreococcus lucimarinus CCE9901, 864 nucleotides. RefSeq lists its product with no specific name. NCBI's taxonomy places the organism in Eukaryota, Viridiplantae, Chlorophyta, Mamiellophyceae, Mamiellales, Bathycoccaceae. The record is from RefSeq and is a predicted model, not a curated record. The transcript has a single exon. The coding region runs from base 1 to 864 and encodes 287 amino acids.
AUGUUCGCCCGCGUGUCCGCGCCCGCGCGUCCGCGGACGACGCCACAAGCGUCUCGCCGCGCGCUGUCGACGCGAUGCGCCCCGCGAACGCCUUCCGCGCCGCGCGCCGACCUCAAACCGCGUCCGCGACAGGAAAACGAUUGUUUUCAAAUCGCGGCGACGUCCACGCGCGCGCUCGCGCCUCCCGCGCAGUUCACGCCCGCGCAGGUGUUCGCGUUCAAGUGUGGCUUAGUCCUGGGUCUGCCACUGGCGUUGUAUAAGAUUGCGCUGGACGUGCGGGCGCAGAACAUCGCAGAGCGUCGGCGCGCGGCGGCGCUGGGAGCGAAGACGCGCGCGGCGAGCGCGCUCGACGGAAGACGGGACGGGAUGCUGCGCGCGGACGCAGUGGCGGCGAAGCGAGAGGCGCGAUCGGAGAUGCGACGAAGGACGAAUGUGAUGGACAUUCCGGUGGCGAGCAAUAAGAAACGGGAGGUGGUGAUGCCGACGCGCGCGAUGGCGAAACCGGCGACGAAACCGACGGCGGCGGUUGAGUCGAAAGCGACGGCGCGGGCGCCGAAAGCGAAGGGACCGCCGGUGAAGAUAACGCUGGCGACGCAGUGCGCGCUGCCGGAUGGCGUCGGGUUAGCCGUAGUAGGGGAUGACUCGGCGAUCGAGAGGCCGAUCGCGAUGCAACGCGUCGGCGCGGAUCGAUAUCAAAUCGUCCUCGAGGUGGGAUCGGGAAAUUUGACGUACAUGUACGUGGCGAAAAAGGGGGAUAAAUUGAUCAAGGAAAAUCGAGUGAAGGAAGGAAAGGGUGAACGCACGAGACAGAUCGACUUGGACGGUAAACCACUCGUGAUCGAAACCGAGGCGCCGGUUUUCUAA